Chironomus riparius is the source of this 1619-nucleotide messenger RNA. NCBI's taxonomy places the organism in Eukaryota, Metazoa, Arthropoda, Insecta, Diptera, Chironomidae. The record is from the annotation of a GenBank genome assembly.
AAAAAGAGUUAUAAAGUUCAGUGUCAUAAGAUUGUAAAAUAAUAAUUAAUUCUUGAUUAUCAUAAAGAGGAACGAGUACGAAGUUGUGAUAAAAAGAAAGAAGAAAAGUGAAAGGACAAUAAUAAUAAAGAUUCAAGUGAUUUUUUUUUUGUUUUUUGUUUCUCAACUUCUUGUCAAGGACAUUGCUGCGGUAGAAAUAUUACCGUAUUCAUAUUUAGCUGUUCAAAAAAAAUAAAAUACUAUUUUCUCAAGGAUUUUGAAAGAUUAGUUUCAACAAUCGUCGAGUGAGGACCUAAGACGAAAAAUUCACAUUUAGUGAAUAAGGAUAUAAGACAAAGUGUGUGUUCAGUGACAGCAUCGAAUGUCGCUAUAGAUUAUAAAAGAUUAUAUUUAGAAUAGUCAAAGAAGAUUUAAGGAUUAAAAAAAAAUAUAAAUCAAUUAUUAACACAAAUCUAUUAAAAAUGGAGAAUAGUACAAGCACAUUAGGAUAUUAUUGGGAUUAUAUCUUCGUGGAUCUGGCAGAUAAAAGAACCAAUGACUGGCCACUGAUCAAAUCUCCACUGCCUGGAUUGACACUUAUUGGACUUUACUUAUAUUUUGUCAACUCAUGGGGACCACGAUUCAUGAAACACCGUAAACCAUUCCAUAUGCAAAAGUUAUUGAUCGUAUAUAAUUUCUUACAAGUACUGGUCAGCGUGUAUCUUUUCGUCGAGGGAAUGAAUGGAGGAUGGCUCAGACAUUACAGUUGGAGAUGUCAACCCGUCGAUACAUCAACAACCGCAUUAGGAAUGAGAGAAGCUCGCGGCUGCUACGUAUACUUCAUUGCUAAACUCACCGAACUCUUAGACACAAUUUUCUUCGUAUUAAGAAAGAAGGACAAUCAAGUGUCGUUCUUGCAUUUAUAUCAUCACACAGUUAUGCCAAUGAUAUCAUGGGGCUGCACUAAAUAUUUCCCUGGUGGGCACGGAACCUUCAUUGGUGUUAUCAACUCAUUUGUACACAUUGUUAUGUACUUCUACUACAUGUUGGCUGCUAUGGGACCAGAAUUCCAAAGAUACUUGUGGUGGAAACACUGGAUCACAAACUUGCAAAUGAUUCAAUUUGGUAUGGCCUUCUUGCACAGCGCUCAAUUACUUUACACAGAUUGCGGUUAUCCAAGAUGGUCUGUAUGCUUCACAUUACCAAAUGCCAUCUUCUUCUACAUGCUCUUUAAUGACUUUUAUAAGAAAUCAUACUCAAAGAAAGGUAAAGGAAAACACGGCAAGAAAGUGAAGCACGCUAAUGGUACCGCAAAUGGAAUCACACAUGACAUUAAUCAUAAUGAGACGAAACCCGAGGAAGAGAAAAAGGAGAAGUGAAAAAUUUCACUUUUUUAUAGAUAAGAGUGUAUAAAAAAAAGGAAAAUAAUUUUUUUUCGUGGACUGGGAUGGACAACAAUGGAAUCCAUUCCGGUUGAUUGAUUAAUAAUUUUUGUGUAGUGUGUAAAGAAAAAAAUCCCGGUAAAGAAAUAUUUUUAAAAUUUCUUCAAAAAGGGGUUGUUCAUGAGUGACGUCUAUAAAAAAAUAAUAAGAACCUGCCUGUUUCUUCCUAUAUCCUUUACAAAAAAAUCAUUCAACAUA